CAGUAUAUAAAAGUCGACAUGCGUUUGAGCCAAGCAUCACACGCUCGACAGCUCGAUUGCAUCAUGUUCACCAAGCUUACCCUGGUAGUUGUGUCCGCCCUCGUUGGCGCCCAUGCCGAAGGACUUGCAGAAUACGAUUAUACCGUACCCGCAUACGGCGUUGCUUUAGCCCCCGCUUAUGCACCUGCCUACGGUUACACAGCAGGUAUCGCCGCCCCGACGGCAAAAGUUCACGCGCCAGUCGUUUCUUCACCGUACACGAUGGUAUCCAAAACAGUUCCCGUAGAACCGGUUAUUCACAGAAUUGCUGCUCCCGUCAUACGACAGUACGCCACCCCUGCCUACGGAGCGCCUCUUGCCACCCUCCGAUAUGAUCCCGGCGACAGAACUGCGGUCGCUGCUUCCCUGGCCGCAAAGGUCGUCGCCCCCGUUUACGGGACUCCUUUGGCUGAAAAGAUCCCUGCUCCUGUCUACGAGGCCCAUCUAGCUACCCCUCCUGUUGCUAAAGACGCUGUGCCCGUUUAUGGAGCUGCUAUUGCCGCUCCAGCAUAUGGCCUUGGAUAUGGUUACGGACCCGCUCUAGGCGCUCCCGUGACGAAGGCGGCAGCGCCUGUUUACGGGGUCGGUUAUGGGAAGUACAAGUAGGUUCAACUCGUUCUGGGCUGUUGUUCCAGCUAAGAAGUAAAAAUCUGGGAUACUUCAUAAUACAUCAUCAGUCUAAGUAAAUAAAUUCGACGUUAAUACCUAUUCGUAAGCGAAAUGUUGUGAUUUACCGACGAAAACGGCUUCGUCAGGGGUACUGCAACGUCUAUUUGAUACUCUGCUGAUAUGCAUUUGGUUUUCUAUAUUUUUUCCAUAUAUGCGUAACUAAUAUAUGAACAGCAGUAAUGGAUUUAUGACGACGCGUAUGCGGUUUGCUGAUAGCUACUGAUUACCUCACCAUUGGCGCUAGCAUCUACCAAUAAAAUCGAAUAUUUUUAUAUCCUUUUAGCCAAGGCCGAGAAUUGGUGUCCAAAUAUAAUAGAAGAAAAAUCUAGAUUGAUAUUAUA
Messenger RNA from Varroa destructor (honeybee mite), 1049 nucleotides. RefSeq lists its product as uncharacterized. Lineage: Eukaryota; Metazoa; Arthropoda; Arachnida; Mesostigmata; Varroidae. The record is from RefSeq and is a predicted model, not a curated record.